Molecule: messenger RNA, 1984 nt
Organism: Gastrolobium bilobum
Lineage: Eukaryota; Viridiplantae; Streptophyta; Magnoliopsida; Fabales; Fabaceae
Product: cyclic dof factor 3-like
Exons: 3
Coding region: 108-1550 (480 amino acids)
Biological process (GO): regulation of DNA-templated transcription
Molecular function (GO): DNA-binding transcription factor activity; DNA binding
Source: RefSeq, a predicted model, not a curated record
CACUAUUCAUUAUCCGUUUUCACAUAUGAAUUAACAGAGCAAAAGACAACAAAAGAGAAGGAGCUAAGAUAAGAGAGACAUUCCUGAACCUGAUCUAUAACACAGAAAUGUCGGAGGCUAUAAAGCUGUUUGGGAGAACAAUUUCGCUGCCACUCAUCCCCAAUGACCCUCCUGCACCUGCUACUCAUCCUUCAUCUUCCUCUUCACCGCGCGAAGUGAACUCUGCAACACAACAUGAAGCAGAGGAACCAUCAAGGAAAGAACUCACCUCAGUACAUGAUGAUGAUGCCUCUCAUCAAACCACAGAUAAUUUAAAAUCUCCUACAACAUCUUCUGGCAUAUUUGAGAAUCCUAAGACUCCCUCAGCUGAAACAGAGAAUUCAUUACCGAAAUCCUCUACAAACGGAGAACAAAGUGAGACUAGUGCUUCAGAAGAAAAAACUCCAAAGAAACCUGACAAGGUACUUCCGUGCCCGCGCUGCAAUAGCAUGGACACGAAAUUCUGUUAUUAUAACAAUUACAAUGUCAAUCAGCCCCGUCAUUUCUGCAAGAAAUGUCAAAGAUACUGGACUGCAGGAGGAACAAUGAGAAAUGUGCCUGUAGGCGCUGGUCGCCGCAAGAACAAGAACUCUUGUGCCUCACAUUAUCGUCACAUAAUGAUGCCGGAGGCACUUCAAGCAGCUAAACUCAAUGCCCCCAAUGGAUUACAUCAUGCUGUUUUGAGAAAUGGAGCAGCUGUCUUGACCUUUGGUCCAGAUUCUCCCCUCUGUGAUAGCAUGGCUUCUGCAUUGAACAUUGCUGAGAAAACUCAAAGUUGUGUUCUAAAUGGGUUUCAUGCACCUGAGCCGAAUACUUUUGUUUCCUAUGGUAGGGAAGUUGAUGAGGAUGAUCACUCUAUUGGAGUUUCUGUUACAACUUCAACUUCAUCAGAGAGGAGAGGCCAUACUGGCUCACUUGAAUCAGUGGAUAAAAGAAUUGAAGGUUUACCUCCUCAUUUUCCCUACUUCCCAAGUUCACCCUGGCCUUAUCCUCCAAAUUCGGCACAGUGGAAUUCCGCAAUGCCUCCUCCUGCAUUUUUCCCUGCAGGAUAUCCUUUAUCAUUCUAUACCACACCUGCAUAUUGGGGUUGUAUGCCACAAUCCUGGAAUAUAUCAUGUAUAUCACCCCAGUCUUCUGUUAACCACUCUGUCUCUUCCCCUAGUUCUGGCCCCAAUUCACCUACUUUGGGAAAACACUCGAGGGAUGGGAAUAUCAUCACCACAACCAACUCACAGAAAGAAAAGUCAGAUAUAGAGCAUAACAAUUCAGAAAGCAACGUCUUGAUUCCCAAGACUCUUAGAAUUGAUGAUCCUGGUGAAGCUGCAAAGAGUUCCAUAUGGUCAACACUAGGGAUCAAGAAUGACAAGGUCUAUUCUCUAAAUGGAGGAGGACUUUUCAAGGCAUUUCCAUCCAAGGGUAACGACAUGAAUCACAUGGUUGAAGCAUCACCGAUGCUGCAUGCUAACCCUGCAGCUUUAUCGCGGUCUCUUACCUUCCAUGAGGGAACCUAAUUGGGAAUAACAGUGAGCUACGUCAGAUUCUCAUUGUGUUUAUGCAUUGCAAUGAAAAUUGAGGUUAUACCAGUGCAAUCUCAUUUUGUUGACAAGUUCAAGCUUUUACACGAGAAGUUGUAUUGUUGACCAACCUCUAUGCACGAUUCCUAGGACAACAGUGUUGUACUUUAGUUUCCCUAGCUGCCAUCUUGAGCCUGUCUAAGUGAACAUGUGUUUUUGCUUUGCUGCAGAUUUAGAUAAUCUGUUGAGUAAAUAUCUUGAUGUACAGAUAUAAAUAUAUGAGACAAGGAAAACAACAAGGAGAAAAGUGAAAAGAAAGGAGAUUCUUGGACUAAAAUCCAAUGGUUUGCAAUAAACUUGUAAGUCUUCAUUGGAAGCCUGUUGUUACUUUUUUGGAGAUUCUCUACUUUAAUAAUGUUAGUCUCAAAGGA